CCUCCUACUACAGGAAAUAUUUAAGUGCACUUCAGUCAGAGCUGUUCAUUAUUUCUCCUUCGUUUGUUGUCCAGCUAACAAAGCCAAAAUGAUUUUUGAGCUGUUUUCAGCGACAACAUGGACUUUAGUGGCUCUUGUUUUCUCCCUGGUGUUAGUGUAUGGAAUGUGGCCAUACAGACUUUUCUCCAACUUGGGGAUUAAAGGACCAAGACCUCUGCCUUUUAUUGGAACAAUGCAUCACUUGAUGAAGGGAUUUCUUGGAUUUGACCGUGCGUGCCAGGCCAAGUAUGGAGAUGUCUGGGGGUUGUAUGAUGGAAGAACGCCAAUGUUGAUGGUGACAGACCCAGAAAUUAUUAAAAGUGUGACGGUGAAGGACUGCUACACUGCAUUUACCAACCGCAGGGACAGUCCUUUAAGUAACGCACCGUUUGAUGACGCCAUUACAGUCGUCAAAGACGAAAGGUGGAAACGAAUGCGGAGCUCAUUAUCUCCAUGCUUCACCAGUGGAAGACUCAAACAGGUCUUUCCUCUUGUUGUUCGCUAUGCAGAUCACCUGAUGGAAAAACUUGGACGCACAAAUUUGGAUGAGGCGGUCGAUGUCAAAAAACUUAUGGCACCGUACAGCUUAGAUGUGGUGACCAGUGCAUCUUUCAGUGUGGAGGCAGACUCCAUAAACAACCCAGAAGACCCCGUCAGUGUUCAUAUGCAGAAGAUUCUAAACUUCAAAAUAUGGCCCUUUUUCUUGCUAAUGGUAUUUCCCUUUUGUGCUCGUCUGCUGGAACUUCUCAAGAUUGAAAUGAUGCCCAAAGUCAGUGUGGACUUUUUCUACAACAUCAUCAAGAAGUUCAAAGCUCAACAUAAAAAUGGGGAAGCUACUCGAGGGGACUUUCUGCAGGUGUUGAUUCAGAAUGAGAUACCAGAGUCGGACAUAAAGAGUGAACAGGAACAGCCCAGUAAAGGUUUGACUGACCACGAGAUCCUCUCCCAGUCCUUGAUCUUCAUCUUUGGUGGCUAUGAGACAACCACCGUUACAGUCACAUUCAUCCUUUACAAUCUGGCCACAAACCCUGAUGCGAUGCAGAAGCUGCAAAAGGAAAUCGAUGCCAAACUGAAAAAAGAUGCUUCCAUUUCCUAUGAAGAUGUCAAUGAUCUUCAUUACCUGGACCACGUCAUUAAUGAGUCGAUGCGUUUGCUUCCCACUGCACCUCGACUUGAAAGGGCCUGCAAGAAAACUGUGCAGAUCAACGGCAUCACCAUCCCUGAAGGAACUCUGGUUGGGAUUCCUGCGCACCUGCUGCACAAGGACCCUCGCUACUGGAAGUCACCUGAGCUUUUUAGGCCAGAGAGGUUUGAUAAAGACAGCGGGGAGGAGGUGAACCCAUACGCGUUCAUGCCGUUUGGUCUCGGCCCUCGUAACUGUGUUGGGAUGCGCUACGCUAUCCUCGUCAUGAAGAUGAGCAUUGUCCGCAUCCUGCAGAAUUACAAUGUGGAAACGUGCAAAGAAACCAUGAUUCCACUGAAGUUUAACUGGAUGUUUCAGCCACUGAAACCUGUACAGCUCAAGUUUGUUCCUCGAAAAUCAUGAUCCCAGAGGGAAGAUCUCCACAGAUAUCAUGCUUCUGAACUACAAGCCGUCACAUUAUUUUCAGAUUGUUGUUUGAUCCAAAGCUUUCAUGCUUUGAAAUGUUUUACUUCAGUGCGUUUUCACAAAUCGGAAAACGAUUUCAACAAAUCAAAUCUGUGUCUUAACGAUACUUUAGCUUAUCUAUGAUGAACUAGUCUGGAUUUAAACAAUCUAAGUGUUGUGAUUUGGGAUCUGGACCUAUGUGAUCUACAUGCAAAAUAAGCAGUAAAUAUCACACUGUGUUGCUUUUAAAAAUAAAAUGUUUUCUCAAAUUUAAUGUUUUGGUUGACAAUGUCAGACAUGUUUUCACAACAGAAACUCACUCAGUAUUCCCAAACAUGCAGGAUUAAAUGGUAACAUCAGCACUGUUGUGGAAAAAGUAAGUGUUUGUAGUUGGUCUGUCCAAAAGUAAACACAAAAGACUUUUUACCAGAACAUGAAGCUUGUUGAUUAACACAUUAUAUUGAGUUUGUUCAAUUCAUGCAACACCGUAAGUGUAAAAACUGACAUCAAGUGGACAAAUGAGGGAUUUGAAUGUCUUCUUUCUUUCCAUGAGAUGUUCAGCUGAGUUGUUUGUUUGAUCCAAAGCUUUCAUGCUUUGAAAUAUUUGAAAUGCAUUUUCACAAAUUGGAAAACAAUUUCAACAAAUCAAAUCUGUGUUUAAACGAUACUUUAGCUUAUCUAUGAUGAACUCGUCUGGAUUUAAACAGUCUAAGUGUUGUGAUUUGGGAUCUGGACCUAUGUGAUCUACAUGCAAAAAAAGCAGUAAAUAUCACACUGUGUUGCUUUUAAAAAUAAAAUGUUUUCACAAUUUUAA
Acanthochromis polyacanthus (spiny chromis) is the source of this 2441-nucleotide messenger RNA. RefSeq names its product cytochrome P450 3A30-like. NCBI's taxonomy places the organism in Eukaryota, Metazoa, Chordata, Actinopteri, Pomacentridae. Gene Ontology annotation, molecular function: iron ion binding; heme binding; oxidoreductase activity, acting on paired donors, with incorporation or reduction of molecular oxygen. The transcript is spliced from 13 exons. The record is from RefSeq and is a predicted model, not a curated record. Bases 89 to 1585 code for a protein of 498 amino acids.